Phyllotreta striolata is the source of this 3432-nucleotide messenger RNA. Lineage: Eukaryota; Metazoa; Arthropoda; Insecta; Coleoptera; Chrysomelidae. The record is from the annotation of a GenBank genome assembly.
UUUUAACGUCAUUUUAUUUCUACCGAAUUGUUUGGACCUCCUCUCCUGUUGGAAUGACUAUUUUGCAUUUUAGUUAAAAAAUAUAUUUAUAGUAUAAUUAAAACAUGGAACACGACGGCGAUUUGUCAGACGACGAUCUGGUUUCAAAUUACUUGAACGACUGUAUGUUCGAGACAAGCUCUGUGAAAAAGUCGAGCAGCUUUUUCAAAAUACAAGAAAUCUUGUUGAGAAAAUCGCCCAAUUUGAUACCGAAAUAUUUACAAAAUGUCCUCAAUUUCACUACCGAUUCGAGCGCAGAUAUCAAAAAGUCCCUCGUAGGUUUCAUAGAAGAAUUAAUUAAAAUUAGGGAAAACUUUAUACCCAAAGUAAUGCUCAGCUUGCAUAUGUUACUGUGCGAUGAAUCGAUCCCGGUUCAAAAGCGAGUUAUUCAAGCAACUAUUACCAUAUACAGAAGGACAUUGGCUUGGCUUUGCAAGGCUUCGACUACCACACAAGAAAUGGAAGAUACUUGGAAGCAGCUUAGUACAAUAAAAUUAGAAAUUGCCAACAUGAUAGACAGCGACAACGAUGGAAUACGUACUAGCUCUGUCAAGUUCUUGGAAUGCGUAGUUUUACUCCAGACUUAUCCAGACGAAAACGAAAAUAAAAGAUCAGAUGAUUUUUCUUUAGACGAUGUUCCAUUAACACUUAAAGUUGCUAGAAGAAGGAAGCUUGAAGAAGAAGCAAGUCAUUUAUUUGAAGUGUUGAUAAAAUUCCACGGUUCCCCUCACAUCAGCAGUGCUAAUCUAUUGGCAUGCAUCGGGGUUCUAUCCCACAUAGCCAAAUGCAGGGCAGAAUUCAUGGAAAGAGUGAUAAACGCCCUGGAAUCUCUAUUCAACAAUUUACCUCCUACACUAACAACUACGCAAGUAAGCUCAGUGAAAAAGAAACUGAAGACGGAAUUCAUAGGGUUAUUGAAACAUCCGGGAUCGUACGAUUAUCUUCAAACUAUCAACUCUCUUUUAAUAGAUCUUGGAUGUUCUCAGUCGGAAAUUAACAAAUUGAUACCCAAAGCAGAAGAAAGACGUAGAUACAACAAAAGAACUCUAUCCGCAGAAUCUUUAGUUGUUCAGCACAAUAUAAAAAGAGCACGAUUAGAAGAAUCAUUAUCUAACAUAGACGUUGAGGACACGAUCGAUCCACGUUUGACGCCUCAAGAGAUCAACGAGCAAUUCAUUCUGGACAAUUUGACUUUAGAAAAGGCUGUUUAUCUUAUCGUUACCAACAUUCCAAAAUUGCCGUUACAGGCUUCGAAUGAGUUUAUUCGUGAAUAUGCUGAAUACGUGAAUUCUGGAAAGGUCGGGAGAAUAUACCUGGCUAACGCCUUAGCUAAACAGUUUACAGACAGCAACAUAGGACCUGGAAAAACUGCGGAGAAACAGAAAAGUCCACCGGAGCCUAAGAAGAAACCCAAAGAAGAUGAAAAUAAAGAAGAAAAGGAGAAACCUCCACCGAAGAAGGAAAAAGUAAGGGUGCUGCGAGUGAAAAACCUGAAAUUAGCCGAAAUAACGAAGCCUUUAGAGAAGGAUUUAAAGGAGAAAUUACUGCUGAAAGCCGUCGAACGGAUGCUGGUUCCUCACAAUUCGGCAGAUAAAAUUCUACAUCAAAAAAUCAUCACCACUCUGGCUACUUGCUUCUGUCCAGCGGUGAAAGAAAAAAUCCUUUUAUUUCUAUUAAACGAUCUCCGAUCGAACGUAGACGUCGCUUUGGCUUGGCUCUUCGAAGAGUACAGCAUUAUGCAGGGCUUCUCCAGAGUACCGCCCUUGAGGAAAGAAGGUAAACUCAACGACAGCUACAACAUGUUGUUGUGUAGUUUUAUCAAUGUAUCUGCCACCGAUACGCUCAUAGUCUCUCGGCUACUCCUCGAAGCUCCCUUAGUAACCGAUGAUGCUCUCGAAGAAGUUAGAGUAGUGUGUAGGGACGAGAGAAGAUCAGGUUGGGCUUUGGGUCUUUUGCGCGAUUUAACUAUACGAAAACCGCCCAAACAAUUAAUAUUUCUCAACACUCUGCUGAGUUAUACAACGUACGAAAACAACGUGGUUCGCGACCACGCCAUCGCUCAUAUUCUGGAGCUCCACAAGCGGUCCGAUCUGAAACCGGUCAUCGAGGAAUUCGCCCGAAUGAACCUCGAGUUCCUGAAGCUGCCCAAACCGCCGGAGAGCCUGUGCGGGUUGAACCAAGGUCGAUUGAAAAGCGAAACGUGGACUGAUGAUUUCAUUAAAGCUUGCUUGUUGCCCUACGUGUCUCUGUUGCCCGCCAACGAGAGCUUGAUACACGAUUUGGCUAAAGUUUACGUACAAACCAGCGCUGAUAUUAAAAGGAUUAUAUUGAGACUCAUCGAUAACCCCAUAAAAGUCAUGGGAAUGGAUUCGAGGGAUUUGCUACAACUGGUCGAAGAGUGUCCCAAGGGAUCGGAAACGUUGAUCACGAGAGUCAUUCAUAUAUUAACGGAUAAAUCCUCUCCGACUCCCGAAUUAGUUGAACGGGUGAGAGAACUCUACAACACAAGAAUAUCCGAUGUCAGAUUUUUGAUACCUGUUCUGAACGGGUUAUCCAAAAAAGAGGUAAUUUCCGCGCUUCCAAAACUCAUCAAGCUAAAUCCAGUGGUGAUCAGGGAGGUAUUCAAUCGAUUGUUGGGUUUACACGGCGACAGCCCCAUCAAUCCCAGCGAAUUGCUAGUUUCCUUGCAUCUCAUAGAUUCUACGCAGGCCGACAUUAAAACGGUCAUUAAGGCUACUUCGAUGUGUUUACAAGAGAAACAGGUGUACACUCAAGAAGUUCUGGCUGUCGUUUUGCAACAACUAAUGGAUCAAACGCCUUUACCUACUCUACUGAUGAGAACGGUUAUCCAGGCUUUGUCCAGUUAUCCCAGAUUGUCUGGAUUCGUAAUGAAUAUACUACAGAGAUUGAUUUUGAAGAAAGUGUGGAACCAGAAGGUCGUUUGGGAGGGUUUCGUGAAAUGCUGCCAGCGAACGAGACCGCAAAGUUUCGCGGUUCUGAUGCAACUGCCGACGCCGCAGCUGCAGGAAGCUCUGAACAUAUGCCCCGAGUUGAAGGAGCCGCUCAGAGACCAUUUGCUGGCGUUCACCGAGGCGCAGAGGGCGCACAUUCCUUCGGGCGUGCAGGAAAUCAUUCUGGCGCAGGCGGGGACGCCGCCGGCGAGCGCGGGGACUCCACCUGUGACUGGCGUACAGCCCGAGGUGGGUUUGGCGAGGGAGGCUUCGGUUGCUGCUGUUCCACCAUCGGAACCCUUACCACCCGGUAUGGAUUAAACGAGUAGAUUAAGCGAAUAUUUCUUACCGAGUAAUUGAUUUUAAUUGGUUAAUUAGAAAUGUAUUUUGUAAUUGAAAAGGGUCCAGUUAUUUCUGUUAUAAAACGCAAGAAGGACUUGCG